This is a messenger RNA of Emericellopsis atlantica, 1831 nucleotides long. RefSeq names its product amidase. Lineage: Eukaryota; Fungi; Ascomycota; Sordariomycetes; Hypocreales; Bionectriaceae. The transcript has 12 exons. The coding region runs from base 1 to 1803 and encodes 600 amino acids. The record is from RefSeq and is a predicted model, not a curated record.
AUGUCGGUGCUGUUCUCUAAGGCUUUCUCAACUCGAGAGCGUAGAAGCAUUCGGGCGACCGCAGAACUGGCAAUUUCCCUCGAAGAAGAAGUAAAGAUCACAGUCGGCGAAACCGACUACGUUCUAGUACCCACUACAUCCUUUGUCGAUUUUGACGGCAAUCCGUCCUCUACUGUCCUCUUUAUCCUGGAACAGGACGAUGUCUUUCAGCCUGCCUUCUGCUCCAACGUCGUCUUUUACGGAAGCACGGCGGACCAGGUUCAGGUCCAUUCCGACGUCAUCCACGAACUCAAGCUCUGGAACACCACCAGAUGGAUUUUUGUCGCGGGCGACACCUCACCCAACGUAGCCCGAGGGCCGUAUGUCUUCGUCAAAUCGCGUGUCUGGCAGCCAUGGAGGGUUUACCGCGAUUUCAACGCCACCUUCAUGCUUGAUUCACCAGAGGCCGGCAUUGAUGGGCGAGUUAUCGUACCGUCACGCUGCUACUACAAACCAUCUGCGGCUCGUCCACUUGAAGGUGCCAGAAUCGGCGUCAAAGACAGCAUCGACAUUGCCGGCCACAAGACCACUCUCAACAAUCGAGCUUGGCGACAGCUAUAUCCACCAGCCACCAAGCAUGCCCAUUGCGUUCAACUGCUUUUGGACGCUGGCGCCAUUGUUAUCGGCAAACUCAAGCUACAGGCUAUGAUUGUACGCGAGGAGCCCGUCGAAGCAGUCGAGUUUACCGAUCCUUUCAAUCCACGCGGUGACGGCUACCAAGUGCCGUCUGGUAGUAGCAGCGGAAGUGCAGCAGCAGUUGGCUCCUACAACUGGCUUGACUUCUCAAUUGGCUCCGAUACAAAUGGAAGCGUACGCAAGCCUGCCCACUACAACGGAUGCCACACCAUUCGACCGACAACAGGCAUCAUGAACAACGAGGGUGUUGUUGGGCAACUGCCGUUGUUCGAUAUGCCCGGGUUCUUUGGGCGUGACCUCUCUAAGUUUCCUGAGUUCAUGUCUGUAUGGUAUGGAGAUUCUCCACGCCUACUUCCACCACCCAAGGUCCCAGUAACAAUCUUGUAUCCUCGCGAUUACCUGUCGACUCCUAGCCAAGAGCAAACAAAAGUAAUUGAUCGCUUUGUUGCUGGCCUCGAAGGUGCUUUGGCAGUGAAGCGUACCGCUAUAUCCAUAGCCGAACGAUGGGCCGAGGACAGUCCUGACGGGCAGGAACACCACGACAUUUCAAAGUACCUUGAGACUAAAAAGGCGGGCAUAUAUCCGUUUUUCUACGACUCAUACCAUGCCUUGGAAUCUUUCAGAAAUGAGUACAAGGAGAAAUAUGGAAAAGCACCCUUUGUACACCGAUAUGUCCAUUGGCAAUGGGACGUGGCGCGAGGCAUGUCCAAGGAAGAGAGGGAUGAAUGCUGGCGACGCUGCCAAGUUUAUCGACAGUGGCUUCUUGACAGGAUAUUCAAAGUUCAACGACAGGGACAGCUUGCAUAUUAUGGUUUUCCCGAUCAAGGUCGGCGAACCAAACUAUCGAGACUCACCAGUGCCGUAAGUUAUUCUCUCCAGCCCUACGGUCUUUUGAAUGGCUUCGCAUCGCUGAACAUGUCGCCCAUCAUGCAAGCGCCAGAGAUUACAGCAAUCGUCGGCCAGAUAUCCUUCGACUCCGUCGUGACACAGAGAACGGAGCCAUACCCUGUUGCAGCGUCCGUCAUUGGACCGCCAGGCGCAGACUUCAUCGUCACGGAGUUGACUAUUAAGGGACUAGAGACUGCAGGGAUACCCAUCAAAGUCAAGACAGGGCCAGGAGUGUAUUGAGUGUUGUGACAAAUCCAGCAAACCUAGG